AUGUCGGACUACGAAGGAAGGUACGAAGGGAACGGAGAGGACGCUGACAACUAUGGCGAUGGGGGUUCCUCUCCCCAACCUCGUGCUACCAACCAUGGCGGUCCCGACGAUUACAGCGAUUCCAAAUCUCAGCAUGGCUCUCGUGACUAUGAGAGAGAAUCUUCAAAGAGUAGAGAAAAGGAAAGAGAAAAGGGGCGUGAUAAGGAGAAGGACAGGGACAGAGAUCGGGAGAGGGAGAGGGACAGAGAUAGAGAUAGGGGGAGAAGCAAGGACAAAGAUAGGGAAAGGGACAGGGACAGAGAUAGGAAUAGGGAUAGGGACCGAGAUAGAGAAAGAGAAAGGUCUCGAGAUAGGGAUCGUGAUCGUCAUCAUAGGGACCGCCACAGGGAUCGUGAGAGAAGUGAGCGGAGGAGAGAUAAGGACGAUGAUGAUGAUGAUCACUACCGUGUCCGGGACUCUGAUAGGCGGAGGGAUAAUGACAGAGACAGGGAGGAUAGGCAUAAGCGCAAGUCUCGGUCUCGUUCAAGAGGUAGAUCUGAGCACAAAUCCAGAUCGAGGUCACGUUCUCGUUCACGCUCAAAAAGCAAAAGGAUUAGCGGUUUUGACAUGGCGCCUCCUGCUUCUGCAAUGUUAGCUGGUGCUGCCGUUGCUGCAGCAGGGCAAAUUCCUGGGACUAGUCCGACCAUUCCUGGGAUGUUCCCAAACAUGUUCCCUUUAGCGACUGGCCAGCAGUUUGGAUCCCUCCCGGUUAUGCCUGUACAGGCAAUGACUCAACAGGCUACCAGGCAUGCCCGACGGGUGUACGUUGGAGGGCUUCCUCCUACAGCAAAUGAACAGUCGGUUGCUACAUUUUUCAGCCAAGUUAUGGCUGCAAUUGGAGGGAAUACAGCUGCCCCAGGAGAUGCUGUUGUCAAUGUUUACAUUAACCACGAAAAGAAAUUCGCUUUUGUUGAGAUGAGAUCGGUUGAAGAGGCCAGCAAUGCAAUGGCUCUGGAUGGAAUUAUUUUUGAGGGAGCCCCUGUAAAGGUGAGGAGACCUAGUGACUACAACCCAUCUCUUGCUGCAACACUUGGUCCAAGCCAGCCAAGUCCCAAUCUGAACCUGGCUGCUGUUGGGCUUACACCGGGUUCUGCUGGUGGGCUUGAGGGUCCUGACCGCAUAUUUGUGGGUGGGCUACCUUAUUACUUCACAGAAGCACAGAUCAAGGAGUUGCUGGAAUCCUUUGGACCCCUUCGUGGUUUUGAUUUAGUGAAAGACAGGGAAACAGGAAACUCAAAAGGCUACGCGUUUUGUGUUUAUCAAGAUCUUUCAGUUACAGACAUAGCUUGUGCAGCACUUAACGGUAUUAAAAUGGGUGACAAGACCCUCACAGUUAGGCGUGCUAAUCAAGGUGCCAACCAGCCCAAACCAGAGCAAGAGAGUGUUUUGUUGCAUGCACAGCAGCAAAUUGCAUUGCAGAGGUUCAUGUUGUUGCAACCACCUAGUUCUGUUGCCACCAAGGUUGUAUGUUUAACUCAAGUAGUAACUGCAGAUGAGCUUAGGGAUGAUGAUGAGUAUGAAGAUAUUUUGGAAGACAUGAGGCUGGAAGGCGGAAAGUUUGGACCGUUAGUGAAUGUCAUCAUCCCACGUCCAAGACCAGAUGUUGAACUGUCACCCGGAGUUGGGAAGGUGUUUUUAGAGUAUGCAGAUGUUGACGGUUCUACGAAAGCCCGCACUGGGUUGAAUGGCAGGAAGUUUGGUGGUAAUCAGGUGGUAGCAGUGUUUUACCCGGAAGACAAGUUUGCCCAGGGCGAUUACGAGGGCUAG
This is a messenger RNA of Prunus armeniaca (apricot), 1806 nucleotides long. Lineage: Eukaryota; Viridiplantae; Streptophyta; Magnoliopsida; Rosales; Rosaceae. The record is from the annotation of a GenBank genome assembly.